UUAUGAAAUACUCCAUUCACCAUCGAAUCGUCGGAAAAUGUUUUACUGUCAUUUGCACCAUUGUGAAUGGUUCAAUUCUGCUGCUAUUGCAUUGUUUUCCUUCGGUGUCAAAAAUUUUCGUUUGCGCUGCUCAGUAUUUUACAACGAAUAUAAUUGCAGCUAUUUGAGUCCAUCAUAAUUAAAAGUGUUUAAAACCCCUGACAAGCUCAGGGCAUUACCUGCAAAUAUAAAAACAUAAAAAUUAAUUAUAGUUCUUGCCAUACAUUUGCUUGCUAGUGAAUUGUCAAAAAAACGACAUAACUUCUUGUCACCGCUGUCUCAUAGGAAUCAACUACAAGAAUGGCCUCAACAAUGCAGCUGGAGUUUUCGCAGGCCAUGUCUGAUUUUAAGACGAUGUUUCCAGACAUGGAUCGCGAGGUAAUUGAAGCGGUUUUGCGUGCAAAUCAAGGGGCUGUGGAUGCCACAAUCGAUCAGCUAUUAGCUAUGUCGACGGAUAAUCAAAAUGAAAAGCUGCGUAAUGAAUUGGACGCAAAAACAUCACCGCAGCGGAGUCUUAUAAAUCUUCAUGGCAUAGAUAAUCAGCCUCCAACAGCACAAUUAAUUGAUACAUCUGACGGAUGUUCUACAAUUGCACCCAGUAGUCAACAAAAUGCAGCAGCUGCCGCUAAUGCUGUGUUAUUGAAUCUCAGCAGCAAUAAUGCUGUCAGCUCAUCACCUAAUCAUAAUACUGGUGCAUCGCCCAAACAGCGACUGGUAAGUGCCAACAACAAAUCAUCUGCAAAUGUCACACCAAAACGUAGUGGUGGUCAUCAUGGUACGCGACGUUGGAAUCCACCUAUGCUCGGCCCACUACCGGCAGGCUUUCUAAGGAUCACACCGAGUGCACAGGAUGGUAUAGUGCGUGAUUUUGACUUGCCAGAUGAACAAUUUGCAAUGAUGUUGCAAAAUGAGGAAUUUAUGAAUCAGUUACGAUGGAAUCAAGAAUUUAUGAAUGCGUUGGAAAAAGAGCAAUGCGGCAAAGGCAAAGGUGAGGAUGACGCUGCAUUCAAAGAACGUUUGAAGCAUAUGGGAAAGGUGUCACGAAAAAAGUUUUUACAAAUGGCACGUGUGUUUACAUGGCAGCGUAACAAAAAAACAACAACAGCCAAGCAAAUAGAUUCACUACCUCUGAAGGAGGAACCCAGCGACGACGAGGAUCACCAUCAUGGACAACGUAAGUAAAAAACGAUAGUUGUGUGGCAGCUUGGGGAUAACCCAUAAACAUCUUGUUAGUGGAAUGAUGCGUUUUACGAAAUAAUUAUGUAAUGUUUUUAUUUUUAAUUUUAAGCAAAUAGUUGUUGAUAUAGUGUAUAAGUUGCUUUCGCAUUUUGGUUGCAGCUAAUCUUCAUAAAUUUAUUGUUUUCUAUGUAUUUUUAAGCUUUAUAUGCGAUUGCAAUUAUCUAACGUGAUGCUCAUAAGCUUUCCAUGCCGAUAAGCAUAUAUACUAAUAAUGUAUAUAUUAUAUAUCUGUGGUUGUAAAAGACGAAAGACAAAUUCCAAAUGUACACAAAGCGUUAAAAUGGUAGAUUUUAUCUUAAGUAAACUAAGUUAUCAAAAAAUGCUUUAAAUAUUUUGUCCUCUAAUGAAUUGCGAACAAUAAUGGUGUGAUCGCAUAGGAACAAAGAGAUGCGUAAUGUAUAUUAGAAGUGCAAUAAAGUGUGCAACUAUAAUUAAAAUAUAUAAACACGAGCCAUUGUAAUAGGUUUUAGAUUUGCGAAGGCUGACUGUUGUUUGUUAUUUCACUGAAAAGUGGUAUUAAAAUUUGUAUAUAAGUGCAUAUAUAGUAUGUAAUUGUUUCCAAAUUUCAAUUCGUAUUAAAAUUUGUUAUAACAUAUUCUAUUAUUUUUUUGUUUUUUUUCUGCAAAUGCUGUUAUGCAAUAAAAUUGUUAUAGAUUUUUUAUUCUUUAGCUAUUAAAUUUACUUUAAGUGCACUACACUAUAUAUUUUGUGAUGGUUAAUAUAAUUUUCCUUUUGAUGUGGAAUGUGGAGAUGCAGGCACACGUUUGCUUCCUAUAGUUCAAUAUGAAUCUCAUAACAACGCUAGAGUUAUAAUUGAAAAAAAAAAUUCAGCUUGAUGCGGCGUUUGCGCCUAUUAUUAUAUUAUAUAUUUGUAAAGAAGAAUGUUGGAUCGGACUGAAAAUAUACAUCAUAAACACCUACACACAUAAAGAAAAUGAAAAUCUUAUGUAUAUACUUACAUCCAUACAUAUAUCCACAAUGUAUACAUAAUUAUAAUCUAAAUAUUACAUUAAACUUAAAAACUAGUGUAUAAAUAAUGAAAGAGCCUAUUCUCUUGAUAUCAAAAUAAUGUACAAGUCCAUUAAUAAAUGUUAAUUAUAAUGUCAUAUUUGAAAAUUAGUAGCAAAAAUUUAAAUUUUCAACUAUUUGGGUUUUCUCCAGUCUGAAGACAAACUUCCAAAGAUAUGAUAAAUAUAUGCCAUAUAUAAAUACAAACACAAAUACAUAUACGCAAUUUCACAUUUAACGCUGAAAAAGUAUACUCUAAAGCCACAAUAUGGCUAAUAUCCCAUGAAUCUUCGGUAUAAAGCGAAUAUGUAUGCAAUAUAUAUAAUACUAUAAUAUACUAAGUAACUAAAAAACAGAUUGCCUAAUUUUUAGCAAUAACGCUAGUCACAAAUCCAUUUAUAAAAAAAAUCAAAAUUAACAAACAAUUUUAAAAGUAGUAGACAAGACAACACUAUCAUUAUGGAAACUGAAUACUUAAAUUUUUUUUCAAUUUUCUUUUCAUUUCGUUAAAAAAUAUUAAAUGUGUUAAAUUUGCUCGCAAUACCAAAAGAAAAUGAGCACAAGUAAAAAAAAACGAAAAUUUUUUUAUAUAUUUUUGUGUUAUGCUUAUGAUUCGAUUAUAGAAGAAUGUUUCGAUACGGAGCCUGCUUCCUUUUACAAAAGCAGUGUUUUUAUCCACAAUGUCAAAAUCAUUUUUUUUAUUUUUCUAAUGAAUAUUCUGUAACAUUUUGAGGAUUUUGUAUUAUUUAAAAACUAUUCCUAUUUAUUUAACACUCAACUAUUAAAAAUUUUGAAAAAAUUAUUUUUGAAUCAUAAAAACAAGUCAAUAUAAAAGAAAACGGCUGAUUUUGACACUAUCGAUCCACACUUUUGACAAUUUGUGUUGUUUUUGUGCUAUCGACACAACCUUCCAUAAUUGAAUUGUGGUCAUGCUACUCUAAAUAUUGAGUGCGAAAUAAGAAGCUUAAAGAAAUUAAAUGUUUUCAUUAGUUGCUACUAAAAAUGCAUAUCACAUUGUACAUAUUGUGCCAAAUAUUAGUUUAUUAGAUAUAUCAUUCAACAACGGCAAUGCAGCAAAAUAUUUUACAUGUACAAAAUAUUUUCACGAGAAAUCGGAUUGAACUUUUUAUCCCUUCAGCCUACUUCAAUGUUUUAAAAUUAAAAUCAAAAAAUAAAAAUUAAAAUUAAAUCAAUGUAGUAAAAUUGCUUAAAAAACUAAGUGUAAAACUUAUUAAAUAAUAUAAAAGAUUAAUUGAUUUAUAAAAAACGAAUUUUUUCUCAAAAUUAAUAUAACGAAACAUUUAUAAACUGUUAAAAGGCGAAAACAAGUAAAUAAUAUAUUUUUUAUUUAUUCCUCUAUUUUUGUUGGAAAAAUAUUUACAAAUUUCUUACAUAACUAUUUAGUUGUAAUGAACGUGUAACGGCAUUUCAAUUUUCAAAUGUUUACUAUUCAAAUUCUACGAAAUAACUAAAGUUGAACCAAAAUAAAUGUACAAAGUUUAAAAGUACAGAAUAUGCGUAAUUUAAUUACAUAAUUUCAACAUACUAAUACCUACACAAUUCGUAAUUUAACUCUAUGCCUUUGUAUGUAGAAUGAAAAUGGAAUAUUUUGUUAAAGAUAGUGAAGCGUAGAAAGUGCAGCAAUUAGUGGCAAAUGAAAAGACGCACUUUUCUGUCUGCAUAAAGCAUUUAAUUGUAUCAUGGAAAAUGCUUAGUACUAACAAAGUAAAUUAUGAUAAAACUAUAUAAUGUAAAAAAAAAAAACAAUAACUAAAAACUAAUCAUAGUUAAAACUAAUUACGUAUGCAUGCAUGUAUAAAUAAACUUUACCAGACAUGAAUAAAUGUAAAGAAAACUUAAAACAAA
Messenger RNA from Bactrocera dorsalis (oriental fruit fly), 4152 nucleotides. Its product is annotated as CUE domain-containing protein 1. The record is from RefSeq and is a predicted model, not a curated record. Gene Ontology annotation, molecular function: ubiquitin binding. NCBI's taxonomy places the organism in Eukaryota, Metazoa, Arthropoda, Insecta, Diptera, Tephritidae. Bases 340 to 1221 code for a protein of 293 amino acids. The transcript has a single exon.